Molecule: messenger RNA, 2377 nt
Organism: Sciurus carolinensis (gray squirrel)
Lineage: Eukaryota; Metazoa; Chordata; Mammalia; Rodentia; Sciuridae
Gene: Ppp1r2
Product: protein phosphatase 1 regulatory inhibitor subunit 2
Exons: 6
Coding region: 298-912 (204 amino acids)
Biological process (GO): regulation of signal transduction
Molecular function (GO): protein phosphatase inhibitor activity
Source: RefSeq, a predicted model, not a curated record
CGCUUGGCUUCGGCGUCGGCGUCGCUCCCCGGCUGGGGCAGUAGGCCGGCCUCUCUCCGCGGUCCGUGGGUAAAGUGACGGCGGCGGAGGGCCGCCAGCCGCGCGGCGUUGGCUGUGGCGUUGGGGUCGUUGUGUCGUGACAGCGACGCCGGUAGUCGUUUCCGCGACAGCGGGUGUGGCCGCCUUAGCCCUGAACGGGCUCCACGGCUGUCUGGCGGGUCUCUGCUAGCGCCCGACCUUCUCUUCCCGGACCCCACGCCAGCAGCGACCCUGAGCCGACACCCGGAAAGACCGGCAAUGGCGGCCUCGACGGCCUCGCACCGGCCCAUCAAGGGGAUCCUGAAGAACAAGACGUCUGCGACUUCCUCGGUGGUGGCCUCGGCGGAGCAGCCCCACCGGAGCGUUGAAGAGGAGCUGAGUAAAAAAUCCCAGAAGUGGGAUGAAAUGAACAUCUUGGCAACAUAUCAUCCAGCAGACAAAGACUAUGGUUUAAUGAAAAUAGACGAACCAAGCACUCCUUACCAUAGUAUGAUAGGUGAUGAUGAAGAUGCAUACAGUGAUCCAGAAACCACUGAAGCCAUGACUCCAGAUGUCUUAGCUAAGAAAUUAUCUGCUGCUGAAGGCUCAGAACCAAAGUAUCGGAUUCGGGAACAAGAAAGCAGUGGAGAAGAGGAUAAUGACCUCACACCUGAAGAACGAGAAAAAAAACGACAAUUUGAAAUGAAGAGGAAGCUUCACUACAAUGAAGGACUGAAUAUUAAAUUAGCUAGACAACUAAUUUCAAAAGAUCUACAUGAUGAUGAAGAUGAAGAAAUGUUAGAGACUGCAGAUGGAGAAAGCAUGAAUAUUGAAGAAUCAAAUCAAGGAUCUACUACAAGUGACCAACAGCAAAACAAAUCACAAAGUUCAUAGAAGAGAUUUGUUCAACGUUGCAGUUGUUUGUCAAAUACAAACCCUGUUACUAUAAUACACUGCUUCUUGUUCUCCACAAUUCAUGACUUAAGUACCAAAAUGCAUACCAGUUAUUAUAUAUUGCCAAGAAUUAAAUGAUAACCUUAGAGACUGAUUAGACUGAAAAUGCCUAAUUAAUGCAUAUAUUCUUGUGCCUCGUACUUCACCACAAAUACAGUGUAAUGUCAUCAGUUCAAAACUGCUUUACUUUUGUAAGAACACUGGUUAAUUUGUAUAAGAUAUUAUAUAGCUUUUUAUGCUUUAGAGGUUAAACAACGUCUUGGGGGGAGGGGAACUAAUUUAUUUUCAUCACUUCUAGAUGUGAUACCUCUUAUAAAAAGUUUGUUGAGUUUUUUGUUUAUUUUUAUCAAAAGUUGAUUGGAACAAAAAGAUAUAUAGGCUGAUAUAUAUUCAGGCUGAAAGAUAUUUUAACAAUUGUCUUCAACUUGAUUUUUCUGUUGAGAAAGGAUUAUAAGUGUUACUGUUGCAUAUUCCAGCCUACUAUCUUUAAAAUGAAUGUUGAGUUUCUUUGUGUUUACAAGGAAAAGAUUGAAAUUUUUCUCUUCAGAACUAGCUUUUUUUGACAAAUAAACUAUCAGGUAAACUUGCACUAAUGUCUGCUCUGUUUGCUUUGGUACACUGAGCAGACUGGAUCAGUUUUUUUCAAUAAAUAUAAUUGUAGCCAUCAGUAUUCCCUUUCUAUACCUGUCUUAACCUCCUGCUUUUGUUUUCUAUUCCUUUCUACACAUAUGCAUAUGAUUGUAAGGAUUGUUGUUAUUAAGGAUCACAGAGUUACUACAAUAAUGAAAUUCUCAUUUUGGCCAUUAGUGCUUCUAGUUCUGAUAAAUGAAGAAAAUCACGUGAGUAGCAGCAUUAUAGGCAGGAAAUAAAAUUCAGUUGCUCAGUUUCUACACCUCUCUUAUUUACAGUGUGAUAAUUAAAUUGCUGUUGUUAGUUCAUUUGACUUAAUUAGACCUUAGAAAACAGUUGAGGCUUUUUUGCAUGUUGAGAGAAUUGUAUGUAACCAGUGAUUUAAUUGUUCCUGAAUGUACAGACAGAAUUAAGCCUGAACAUUUUUUAUUUAAAAAUUUUUAAAUAGUCCCUGAUUUAAGGGAAUAUGAUAAUGUAUACUAUGACAAAUGUACUUUAUUCUUCUAACAGUAGGAAUUAUUUGGAUUUUUUUCCUGAAAUGAAGUGUAGUUCCUGUGUAUCUUGGUUUAGUGAUGGUUUCCUUUCUAGUCAAUUAUUUGUAUCUUAAUUUUUUGUUAGUACCAAAAGAAUCCAUUAUAUGAACAGACUUUUAAAACAAUUUCUGUAUAUUAUAUAUAUGAAAUGGCUUUUAUUGAACAGCUAGCUUAUCUUCCACUUGCAAGUUUAUGGAAAUAUCAGUAUGUGGAAAUUAAUAAAAAGUGGGAAGAUUCUUUGC